AUGGACGCCCCGAUCAUGAUGAAGCAGUACGAUACUGCUCCAAAGGCAGCCCUGCCUCAUGCCCUCCCCCCAACCGAGCUAUCCGUCCCAGGCCCCGACUCAGUCACCCUCGCAAAGAAGCGCUCGCAAUGGUCUUGCAUCGACGACAACCGCCUGCGAAACAAUCUCUUCGCCGCCGUCGGUUUUCUCGAACUCGCCAACGCAGGCGACUUUGCCGCCAACGUAUGGAACGACGUUCCUGUCCCCGUCUAUGCCAUCGUCUUCAUGGCCAUCGGCGGAACAUCUGCCUUCGUCCUCUCGAUCUGCGCAUUCUUCGACUCAAGAAAGGCUUGGAGAAACAUCAAGUUCUUGCGACAGCAGAAACAAUAUCUCGAGACGGAGAAGGAGAAUCUGCCUGUUGGAGCGGAGUCGAGGGGUCUUGAUGUUUUUAUCGAGAUUACGACGAGGGAAUUACGAAUUGAGGUUAUUAAUCGAUGGGCGAUGGACUUGUUGAUGGGAGGCGGUGCGAUGUUGAUCAGCAUUGGUACAUACAUGGCUAUUGGUGGUGCGAACCGAAAGGUUUGGCAUGCUAGUAACAUCCUGUCCGGAUAUCUCGGUAACGCACCCAUCGCGCUAUUCGGUCUCAUCAGUGCGAUUUGGGCUUCAAUGGUUGUCUCUAAGAUGCAAUCUCACGUCUCGAUCGCGAAAAAAGAACUCCAAGGUUCACAAUCACUUCCGUUGUUGAAGCAGAGAUGUUUCAACGUUCAGCUGUUUUUCAUCCUCAACGGCAUCGCGAAUGUUCUUGGCGGAGUUGGUUCAAUGAUCACGGCUGAGAGGUGGUGGGGUUAUUGUAUCCUCAUUCCUGUCAUUAUCACUUCGAUCUUUUGCAACGUUUGGUGGCGACACAGAGUUGGAUAUGAUCGACCUUGCAUAUCUGCUAUACCGCCGCUGACCACUGAUAACAUCGUUGAGGCGCUCGAGUCGACUUCUCAACUGCGACAAACAAUUCAGGACGGCGCUGGCGUCGACCUUGAUCAGAUCUUUGGAGAUGAGGUCACGCUGCAGGAUGUAUUGGAGUUGUUUGUGAAGCACGACCUCUUUGAACAGCUUACUCUGCGAUUAGUAGCCAACAAGAAGAUUGGCCACUUAUUCGUCAAGGCGCAGGAGCUUCGAGUGCAAGUCAGUGUUGCUAGCAUUCUGGAUUUAUCAGAAGAACAUCACCCUCUCAUUGCGGCAGCAGCAUUGCGAUUCUUGAAGAAACAGGGUCCAAGACACUUGGUGCACCGUGAGAGGUUUCUGAUUGAAGUUUUGGGAACAUAUCUGAACCAGGAGAAGAAGAGCCAGACGGUAGAAGUCAAGAACUGA
Fusarium subglutinans is the source of this 1344-nucleotide messenger RNA. RefSeq lists its product as uncharacterized. NCBI's taxonomy places the organism in Eukaryota, Fungi, Ascomycota, Sordariomycetes, Hypocreales, Nectriaceae. The transcript has a single exon. The coding region runs from base 1 to 1344 and encodes 447 amino acids. The record is from RefSeq and is a predicted model, not a curated record.